Messenger RNA from Chinchilla lanigera (long-tailed chinchilla), 4025 nucleotides. It is a transcript of the gene Cstf2t, whose product is annotated as cleavage stimulation factor, 3' pre-RNA, subunit 2, 64kDa, tau variant. NCBI's taxonomy places the organism in Eukaryota, Metazoa, Chordata, Mammalia, Rodentia, Chinchillidae. The transcript has a single exon. Gene Ontology annotation, molecular function: mRNA binding. The record is from RefSeq and is a predicted model, not a curated record. Gene Ontology annotation, cellular component: mRNA cleavage and polyadenylation specificity factor complex. Bases 301 to 2220 code for a protein of 639 amino acids. Gene Ontology annotation, biological process: mRNA 3'-end processing.
GGCGCCUGUUGUGAUGGGGGUGGGGCGGCACGGAAAGUCUGCGGAAUAACAGAUCGGGAAAAGAAAAUCAUACCUCUCAGUAAGAACCACCAACGAACGACCAGGAAAGGAAAACGAUAGUGAGACCUGCAUUAGUGAGACCUUUAGACGCAUAUUCCGCUGAGAAGCGGAACUCUUGUAGUGGAUGCCUAAGUUUCCUGCCCGGAUUUUGACAAGCGCUUCCGUUGCUCAGCGGAAGCGUGGGUCGCAGAGGACAACUCUUGGAAGAACCCGCCAUCGGCUGUGAGGAAAACUAGAAUCAUGUCGAGUUUGUCAGUGAGAGACCCGGCAAUGGAUCGAUCACUGCGGUCUGUGUUCGUGGGGAACAUUCCGUAUGAGGCAACUGAGGAGCAGUUGAAGGACAUUUUCUCGGAGGUGGGUUCCGUUGUCAGUUUCCGGCUCGUAUACGAUAGAGAGACUGGAAAGCCCAAGGGUUAUGGUUUCUGCGAGUACCAAGACCAGGAGACCGCGCUGAGUGCCAUGCGGAACCUCAAUGGGCGCGAGUUCAGCGGGAGAGCGCUGCGGGUGGACAACGCUGCCAGUGAAAAGAAUAAGGAGGAGUUGAAGAGCCUAGGGCCUGCAGCGCCCAUCAUUGACUCCCCUUAUGGGGAUCCCAUCGACCCAGAAGACGCUCCCGAAUCGAUUACCAGAGCAGUGGCCAGUCUUCCUCCAGAGCAGAUGUUCGAGCUGAUGAAGCAGAUGAAGCUCUGUGUGCAAAACAGUCACCAGGAAGCUCGAAACAUGUUACUUCAAAACCCACAACUGGCUUAUGCGCUGUUGCAGGCACAGGUGGUCAUGAGAAUCAUGGAUCCUGAGAUUGCCCUGAAAAUUCUACAUCGUAAGAUACAUGUUACUCCACUGAUCCCAGGCAAAUCUCAGUCUGUCUCUGGCCCUGGCCCUGUUUCUGUCUCUGGCCCUGGCCCUGGCCCUGUUUCUGUCUCUGGCCCAGGCCCUGUUUCUGGCCCUGGCCCUGUUUCUGGCCCUGGCCCUGCACUUUGCCCAGGACCCAAUGUUCUGUUGAACCAACAGAAUCCUGCAGCACCUCAGCCUCAGCAUUUGGCAAGAAGACCGGUGAAAGACAUUCCUCCUCUGAUGCAGACUUCUAUCCAGGGUGGAAUUCCAGCUCCGGGGCCCAUAGCAGCUACAGUUCCUGGACCUGGACCUGGUUCCUUAACUCCUGGAGGGGCGAUGCAGCCACAGGUUGGGAUGCCAGGGGUCGGCCCAGUCCCUUUAGAGCGGGGACAAGUGCAAAUGGCAGAUCCUAGAGCUCCUAUACCUCGUGGCCCCAUGACUGCUGCUGGCCUUCCUCCUCGAGGACUAUUAGGAGAUGCUCCAAAUGACCCACGUGGAGGGACUUUGCUUUCGGUUACUGGAGAAGUAGAACCCAGAGGUUAUCUGGGUCCACCCCAUCAGGGUCCUCCUAUCCACCAUGCCUCUGGUCAUGAUAACCGCGGCCCUUCUGCACAUGAUAUGAGAGGAGGGCCAAUAGCAGAUGCCAGACUGCUCAUUGGAGAGCCCAGAGGACCUAUGAUGGAUCAAAGAGGUCUACCUAUGGAUGGUAGAGGAGGUAGAGAGUCUCGAGGGAUGGACACUCGAGUGAUGGAAACUGAGGUUUUAGAGUCCCGAGUGAUGGAACGAAGAGGAAUGGAGACCUGUGCUAUGGAAACCAGAGGGAUGGAAGCAAGAGGCAUGGAUGCAAGAGGACUGGAAAUGCGGGGCCCUGGACCUAGUUCUAGAGGCCCUAUGACUGGUGGAAUUCAGGGACCUGGUCCCAUUAAUAUAGGGGCAGGUGGCCCUCAGGGACCUAGACAGGUCCCAAGCAUAUCAGGAGUGGGGAAUCCUGGAGGUGGUAUGCAGGGGGCAGGCAUGCAGGGAGCAGGCAUGCAGGGAGCAGGCAUGCAGGGAGCAGGCAUGCAGGGAGCGGGCAUGCAGGGAGCGGGCAUGCAGGGAGCGGGCAUACAGGGGGUGGGCAUGCAGGGGGCAAGCAAGCAAGGUGGAGGCCAGCCUAGCAGUUUUAGUCCUGGGCAGAGCCAGGUAACUCCACAGGAUCAAGAAAAAGCAGCUUUGAUCAUGCAGGUUCUCCAACUAACUGCAGAUCAGAUUGCCAUGCUCCCUCCAGAGCAAAGGCAGAGUAUCCUGAUUUUAAAAGAACAAAUCCAGAAAUCCACUGGAGCUUCUUGAAAGGUUUUAGAAAGUUUGGCUGUAUCUCAUAAAGUUAAUUCGCUAGUGUAGAAAUUCUGUAGUGUAGAGUAUGAGUGUGGAAAGUUGACUUCUGCAUCCCCACACUUUAUUGAUUAGUUUCCCUUUUAGAACCUAAUCUCAUUUAUUGUUUUUUCAUUUUUUUUUCUGUUUUUUUUUUAAUUGAGGGUAAAGGGGAGAGGGAGUUGUUCUGUUCAUUUUAAGUCACUGUAAAUGUGCAAAAGUAACACUGAAAAUGAUUACAUUAUGCCAAGUAAGAUAACAAAAUAUGCAGCAAUAUUGAAAUGUCUGUAAUAUGUUAAUUACAUUUUUAAAAAAUUUAGUAAACCUGUGAAAACUGCACUUAAAGACUAAAAGGUGACCUGUUAAAAUGCUAAUGUACUGUUUUAUGAAUAUUUGGUUAUAUAACAAAUUUACCUCAAAGUUACAUAUUUUUGGUAAACCAUUCAAAAUACAAAAUACUAUUUUAGAGGCAAUAGACUGCUGUAUUAUAUUAAACAUUGUUUCAGUUCUUUUGGAAUAAUUUUGAAAUGUUAGACCUGACAGGAUGAGUAAAUUGGUGGUACCAGCAUUGUUUUUUAGAAGCUAUGUUACCUUAAAAAAUCAGGGACUAUCUGGUUUUUUGUUGCCUCAUGUAUCUUACUUUUUAUGGACUAGCAAUAAUUCUGGCAUGGUCCUUACUGUAAUAAUUUUGUUGGAAUAGUUGUAGGAUAAUCCCAAGUUUACUUAAGUUUCCUCUGAAGGGAUCUAAUAACCUUUCAAUAUCUUUCUAUUUCUUAGAACUCUUUAAGCCCUAAAUUUGACCCUCAGAAUUCUCUCAGAUCCUUGGCAAAAAUCAGUGUCAAGGGACCUUUUGAUCUGAAUGAGUAACACAUGGCAGUGGGCUUUUCAUAAGUACUAGAAAAUCUCAUUCAGUUAUGUUCCAAGUUCCUAUGGUAAUUAGCAUCCAUAUAUAUGGUGUCCAUUUGGUCAACUGGUUUGGGGUUUAAAAAAUCUUGAUCUCAAUAUUUACCUUUUUAAUUUUCAUAAACUGGUUUUUUUUUACCAUUUUAGCAGAAUACUUGAGGCCUAGGUAGGUAGAGAUAGCCCUAUAAAUUCAAUACUCUGUUCGCUUGACUUGUUAGUCAUUUCACUUUUUACAAAUAUUAAGUCAUUUAGCAGUAUAUACCCAUGAGAUAUAUUUACAGUCAUUAGGGAAUAUGACAGGGAUUGUGACAUCAUUAACACUUUUUUUUAGAGCUACUACCUAAUUUAUUUUUAAACCUUGAUACGGACAUAGACAUUUGUAUUAUAGUACAAGUAGCAAUUAACAGAAAUGUAAACUUCUAAAUACCCAAGGUGAUCUUCCUCUGAAGAGGAAAAAUCAGUACAAAGUUACAGAGGAAAAAAUAUUUAAUACAAGGGGAGAGCUGAGUCUUAGAAAAGCAGUUUUCUUCCUUUUGUAAGGUUUUUACAUUUUAAAAGGGUAAUUCAUUUUUUCCAGUGUUUCCAAGCUUGUGCUGUUUCCUACUAGUUUUACUCGUUUUUUGUGGUUGUUUUUACUGUAAAAUUUCCCAUAUUUUGUGUGUUUUAUCUAUACUGGGAAGGAUAAUUCCCUUGUAUGUGCGUGACUGUUCUCACAAAUAUGUACUAAUUCACAGAGUUGGCUAGCUUACUUUGAAAUUGUUUCUUUAUCCCAAAACUUUCACUGAAGGGCUCUGUGAAAACUAUUAAAUAUUAUAGUCUUUGUUUUAGUAUAGAUCUCUGAAUUGUUUAAUGAAGACUGAAUAAAAAGGUUGUACAUUUAA